AUGCGACAUGAAAAUGAUUCAAAUCCAGUUAUCAUAAAAAUACCAAAUAUGAUAAUUAGUAAGGCACGUUGGUCAUCUGAUGGUUCAAUGAUUGCAAUUUGUGGUUUACAAACAGAUUUAGAAGAUGAAAAAUGUAUGAUACAUUUUAUAACUGCUUAUGGAGAGCCUUUAAGAAAUUUGCUAGUACCAGGACAAGCAAUUACUGAUAUAUCAUGGGAAGGUGAUGGCUUACGACUUUGUGCAGCAGUUGAUAGCCAUUUAUUCUUUGCGAACAUUCGACUCGAUUACAAAUGGGCUUAUUGUGGUCAUACAGUUAUUUAUUCAUAUGAAAGAAUGGAAAGUAAAGAGCACUGCGUGAUUUUUUCAAACAAAACUUGA
Messenger RNA from Brugia pahangi, 378 nucleotides. The record is from the annotation of a GenBank genome assembly. NCBI's taxonomy places the organism in Eukaryota, Metazoa, Nematoda, Chromadorea, Rhabditida, Onchocercidae.